AGCAGUGGACUGAAAAUGGCAAAUUACACUGUGAACAAUGUAGACAGCUUUAUAAUCACUGGAUUUGAUCACCUGCAGAACCAAAAGCUCCUCGGAUUCCUCAUCUUAAUAACCUACAUGCUCAUAUUGCUUGGGAACGGCAUCAAUCUGUUUAUCAUCAUGAUUGACAGACAUUUACACAAACCAAUGUACAUAUUAAUCUGUAAUCUAGCUGUUGUUGACAUAAUGUUCUCCUCAACCUGCAGCACAACUAUGAUCUCAGUGCUGCUGGCUGAGAUUAAAACUGUCUCAUACUACUCUUGUAUCUCAAGGAUGUUCUUCUAUCAUGUUGGUGAUUUCACAGAGUGCAUGGCUCUGACAUUAAUGGCAAUAGACAGACUUCUUGCAAUUAGGCUUCCUUUAAGGUAUCACAGCAUUGUAACAAAUUCACGAACAUUUCUGUUUAUUAUACUGACUUGGCUCAUUGCUUUCACUCUAAUGGUUGUUUUGACAUUAGUGGUAGACAAUGUCCCAUACUGUCAGCCUGUUAUCAGAUACGUGUUCUGUGAUUAUCCUUCCAUGAUCAGAGCUGCUUGUGUCAAUCCUGAACCAUAUUUUUUCUUGCCUGCAAUGAUUAAUCUUUGGUGGUUCUGUGGACUGUUUCCCUUUGUUAUGUGCACUUAUGCUGUUAUGGCAUACAGUGUGACCAAACUUUCCAGCAACUCAAGCAGAAAGCAAAUGAUCAACACUUGUUUGAGUCACCUCAUUGUCCUGCUCAGUUUUUAUGCACCAAAGCUAGUCUCUAACUUACUAACUCGAAUAGGAGUUGUGCUUACUUUAACUGAGAGAAAUGCAAUAUUGAUAAUUGCCUCUCUAAUUCCUCCCUUAAUAAACCCCACUGUUUACUGCACCAGGACUAAAGAGAUAAGGAAACGAUUAGCAGAUGUAUUUUUGCGCAAAAGAGUUGUACCGAGUCAUUUAAAGAUUUUAUUGUGA
Messenger RNA from Ctenopharyngodon idella (grass carp), 975 nucleotides. RefSeq names its product olfactory receptor 10G4-like. The transcript has a single exon. Gene Ontology annotation, biological process: G protein-coupled receptor signaling pathway. Gene Ontology annotation, cellular component: membrane. Bases 16 to 975 code for a protein of 319 amino acids. Gene Ontology annotation, molecular function: olfactory receptor activity; G protein-coupled receptor activity. Lineage: Eukaryota; Metazoa; Chordata; Actinopteri; Cypriniformes; Xenocyprididae. The record is from RefSeq and is a predicted model, not a curated record.